Messenger RNA from Hyla sarda, 2231 nucleotides. It is a transcript of the gene GSX2, whose product is annotated as GS homeobox 2. Gene Ontology annotation, biological process: regulation of DNA-templated transcription. The record is from RefSeq and is a predicted model, not a curated record. Bases 892 to 1647 code for a protein of 251 amino acids. The transcript is spliced from 4 exons. Lineage: Eukaryota; Metazoa; Chordata; Amphibia; Anura; Hylidae. Gene Ontology annotation, molecular function: sequence-specific double-stranded DNA binding; DNA-binding transcription factor activity, RNA polymerase II-specific. Gene Ontology annotation, cellular component: nucleus.
UAUUGCACAAAUAAUGCUCCCCUGACAUUUGCAGCUUACUUAUAAUAGUUACAUAGUUAGUAUGGUUGAAAAAAGACAUACGUCCAUCAAGUCCAACCAGGGAAUUGAAGGGAAGGGUGUAAGGGGAUAAGGGGAAGGGAUGUAGUUUUAUAAUUCUGCAUAAGCAUUAAUGUUAUUUUGUUCCAGGAAUGUAUCUAACCCUGUUUUAAAGCUGUUAAUUGUUCCUGCUGUGACCAGUUCCUGAGGUAGAUUGUUCCGUAAAUUCACAGUCCUUAUGCAGGUAGUCUGGACCCGACUGGAGAAAAGAGUUCCCUAAUUGGUUGGCACUGCCCUCCUAUGACUGCUAAUUGUUGUCACAAGAUGCCGGAUUAGCACAUUUCUGGAAUACCUCCCUGUUUACCCUGCACACAUCCACCUUCCACGUUUUCUUUAUUUUCCCAUGCUGUAUUGUAAACAUAAUAAUAAAAAAAAACAUUCUAAGCAGUUUCACCCACAGAUGCCAGGAUGGCACAGAAUGGCUGGCACAUUGCUAAUAAAUGGGGUGAUAAUGGCAGCUAUCAGAGGUCUCUAAGCGCAGCUGCUCCUGCCUAGAAAGUAUCUUUAUUGUAAAAUUAACAAACCAAACACUUUACAAAGUUCUCUGUCCCCUUUGUUGUGUUAACUCUUGGACAAGUAGGCUGGAUGAAGUGGAUGAGAGUUGGCUCUGCACUUGUUCCUGUGUAUAAUCCCAGGCUGGGGUACACGUGGGUGACUAGGACCAGCCCUCUCCUGGGGACCCUUUUGUUUAGCUAUUGAACAUAAGCACCUUCUGAGCUACUGUGCUCUUCACAAGAAGCUUCCACUGCUGCUGAAGGAGAGUUCAAGCUGUCUGGCUGCCACAAGGGAUCUGACAUGUCUAGGUCUUUCUAUGUUGAUUCAUUAAUAAUUAAAGACUCACCAAGACCUGCUCCAUCCUUACCUGAUCACCAUCAUCCUCAUCAUCACCACCAUCAUCAUCAUCAUGGACAAGACUUUCUCCUGCCCAUCAGCAUGCCAUCUCCAGCAGUUAUGUCUGUUUCUGCACCCAUGUGUCCUUCAAAGAAAAGUGGCAGCUUUUGUGUCUGUCCCAUCUGUGUCACCUCUCACCUGCACUCCUCCAGGACUAGCAUCCCUUUACUGAAGAGCCAAUUCCAAAGUGGAGAUACUCAGUACUGUCAGAGGAUGAGCCAACAGCCUGCACCAACCAUGGUCCACACAGGGCAUACACCUGUUUGUAGUCCAACAUACAAUGUUACAGAUCCUAGGAGAUUCCACUGUCUGUCAAUGGGUAGUGCAGAAAGUGGGCAAAUGCAAAAUGGUAAAAGGAUGAGGACAGCAUUCACCAGCACCCAACUUCUGGAGUUAGAGAGGGAGUUCUCCUCAAACAUGUACCUCUCCAGACUGAGAAGAAUUGAGAUAGCUACCUACCUGAACCUAUCUGAGAAGCAAGUGAAGAUCUGGUUCCAGAACAGGAGGGUGAAGCAUAAGAAAGAGAAUAAAGGGUCUCAGAGAAACACCCAUGGAGGCUGUAAAUGUACAAGCGGCCAAGGGCACUACCCUGGCUCAGAAGAUGAAGACUCCCUAUCUCCUGCUUCCACCACUGAGGACAAGGAGAUCUCACCCUUAUAGUAGACAUCUCCAAUAUAACUGACUAUAGGACCACUGCACUUGUGAUUCACAAGCAAUAAAAAAACAACUGCAAUCCAUGCAGUUUUCCAGAAUCUGAUGCUACAAGUUUCAUAAAAGCUCCAUGCAUGCUGGGCAUCCAAAACAGCCUGAACUGAUGAUCAGUCCCAUGCCCUGAACUAUGGCAUAGUCAUGGGUAUUGCUUGGCACUUGCUCAGUAUUGGACACUUUCUUUCUAAUUGUACAGAAUAUUUUUUGUUCCAGGCCUUUAUUAAAGGGUUUAUCCAGGAAAAAAACUUUUUUUUAGAUAUCAAUUGGCUCCAGAAAAUUAAACAGAUUUGUAAAUUACUUCUAUUAAAAAAUCUUAAUCCUUGCAGUACUUAUGAGCUGCUGAAGUUGAGUUGUUAUUUUCUGUCUAAGUGCUCUCUGAUGACAUGUGUCUCGGGAACCGCCCAGUUUAGAAGCAAAUCCCCAUAGAAAACCUCUUCUACUCUGUGCAGUUCCCGAGACAAGCAGAGAUGUCAACAGAGAGCACUAUUGCCAGACAGAAAACAACAACUCAACUUCAGCAGCUGAUAAUUAUUGAA